GUCUGCUCCGGCCGUCCUCAUCCCCCACAGGCCACAGCCACAGUCCAUCGACGCAGGCGGCGUUGUACGGCGCGUGGGGGCGAGAGAGAGCCAGCGAGGGGGAGCCGAAGCAUCGCCGCCUCCCGGCCGCCAGCGCCCAGCGGGCGGUCGGCAUGGACGAGGAGACGCAGAAGAAGGUGGAGUCCACGGUUCUGGAGAUCCUCCGGGGCUCCGAUAUGGAGUCUCUCACGGAGUUCAAGGUCCGCACCGCCGCCGCCGACCGCCUCGGCAUCGACCUCUCCGUCCCCGACCGCAAGCGCUUCGUUCGCCGCGUCGUCGAGGGGUACCUGGAGGCCCUCUCCCAGGAGGAGGACCAGAAGCAGAAGCAGGAGCAGGAGCAGGGCGGCGGUGCGGGCGAGGAGGGGAAGGACAAACAGGCUGAUGAGGAGGAGGAGGAGGAGGAAGAGGAAGAAGAGGAGGAGGAGCCGAGAGGUGGAGCGAAGAGGGAGUACGAUGACGAGGGCGACCUCAUCCUCUGCCGCCUGUCGACCAGUAGGAGGGUGACGCUUCAGGAGUUCAAGGGCAAGACACUUCUGUCCAUCCGCGAAUACUACUUCAAGGACGGCAAGGAGAGGCCCUCCAAAGGGAUAAGUUUGACAGUUGAGCAGUGGGAAGCAUUUCGUGAUGCCGUGCCUGCAAUAGAGGAUGCUAUUAAAAAGCUUGGAGAGUCAUCGGACUGAAAGCAUGUUUCAGAAGCCCUUUUUGGCCUGUACCAAAUCAGAAGGGCCUUCAUUCUGGCCCUUUACUAAGGGCCAGUACAUGGCUGUAAGUCCUCUAUGGAGUGGCUAGAGCUACUAGAGUUCCUAUAAACUUUUGUAGAACUUAUCCUUUAGUCAAGCUUCAUGCCUAGGGUAGACAGUUGGAGAUAUUUCUUCAUAUGCUCGUCUUAGCAUUGGAGUUGGUUAUGUUGCCGGCCUGUUUGCCACGCCAUCUCCCUUCACUUGUAUACUGACAUGCGUCUGGCCACUUUAUAAAAAAUCAUUCAUGGGUUCUAA
This is a messenger RNA of Oryza brachyantha (malo sina), 1034 nucleotides long. Its product is annotated as RNA polymerase II transcriptional coactivator KELP. The transcript is spliced from 3 exons. Gene Ontology annotation, molecular function: DNA binding; transcription coactivator activity. Gene Ontology annotation, biological process: positive regulation of transcription initiation by RNA polymerase II. Bases 153 to 719 code for a protein of 188 amino acids. Lineage: Eukaryota; Viridiplantae; Streptophyta; Magnoliopsida; Poales; Poaceae. The record is from RefSeq and is a predicted model, not a curated record.